Messenger RNA from Fundulus heteroclitus (mummichog), 710 nucleotides. It is a transcript of the gene med28, whose product is annotated as mediator complex subunit 28. Bases 48 to 590 code for a protein of 180 amino acids. Lineage: Eukaryota; Metazoa; Chordata; Actinopteri; Cyprinodontiformes; Fundulidae. The transcript has 4 exons. The record is from RefSeq and is a predicted model, not a curated record. Gene Ontology annotation, cellular component: mediator complex.
GUGGGCAAUGCGCAUGCGCCUCUCACCCAGGUGACCGACAGGGGAAGAUGGCUUCGUCCAUGAAUGGUAUGUUUCCAGGCCAGCAGCCACCCGGUGGUCAUCCCGUUGGGGGGCCUCCCGGACCGUCUCAGCCGAGUUUCCCCGGUACCGCGCCCCGGGUUCCGGGUAACAACACCCUGGUGGACGAACUGGAGGCUUCCUUCGAGGCCUGCUUUUCAUCGUUAGUAAGUCAAGACUAUGUCAACGGCACAGAUCAGGAGGAGAUUCGAACUGGUGUGGACCAGUGCAUCCAGAAGUUCCUGGAUGUGGCUCGACAGACGGAGUGUUUCUUCUUGCAGAAGAGGCUUCAGCUAUCUGUGCAGAAACCAGAGCAGGUGUUGAAAGAGGACCUGUCCGACCUGCGUAAUGAGCUGCAGAGGAAAGAAAUGCUGGUGCAGAAGCAUUUGGGCAAGCUGCACCACUGGCAACAAGUACUGGAGGAUGUCAGCGGUCAGCAUCGUAAGCCCACAGACCUUCCCCCUCCUGGACCGCUGGCCUUUCUGGAGCAGGCCUCAGCCAGCCUGCCCCCUGCUCCUCUAAAACCAAGCUAAGGCACUGGAGCAAUGUCAGAACUGUAAAAGCUGCAGUAAAAGAUGCAAAGCAUCCUGUAUGUAGGAGAACCGUCACAUCGGAGGUGUGUUGUGGGUGGAGCUGUGUAAUCAGGGUGGAAA